AUGACGUUGAUUUGUGGAUCAAUUAAUAAUAAUAAUAAUAAUAAUAAUAAUAAUAAUAAUAAUAAUAAUAAUAAUAAUAAUAAUAAUAAUAAUAAUAAUAAUAAUAAUAAUAAUAAUGUGGAUAUAAUAAAGAAAGAAUCAAUAAACUUGGAUUGGGAGUUUAAACUUUCACUGGUGACUGAUGUAGUCAAAGGUAUGAGAUAUGUACAUUCAAGUCCGCUUAAAAAGCAUGGCUGGCUGAAAUCUACAAACUGUUGCGUCGAUGGCAGAUGGGUUGUAAAAAUUACAGACUAUGGAUUACCUGAUAUCUAUAGUAUAUAUGGGACAAAUAGAAAGAUAAAAGAUGAAGAAUUACUAUGGACUGCACCAGAACAUUUACGUGAAGAGAACAAUGUACAUUUUGGUAGUCAAAAAGGUGAUGUCUACUCAUUCGCCAUUGUUAUGCAAGAAAUUAUAACACGUGAUGAACCCUAUGGAAUGCUUGGAAUAAGUCCAAAAGAGAUACUGAGUAAAGUUCGUAAACCGCCACCGUUGUGUAGACCAAAAGUAUCACAGUCUGAAGCUCCACCAGCGUACAUAGAAUUUAUGAAACGUGCAUGGGCAGAGAGUCCUGUAAUGAGACCAACAUUUGAAGAAAUCUAUCAACAGUUUAGACUACUCAAUCAAGGAAGAAAAAUUAAUAUAGUCGAUCAUAUGUUCAAAAUGAUGGAAAAGUAUUCAGCCGAUUUAGAAGAUCAAGUGCGAGUACGUACAGAAGAACUGGAGACUGAGAAAAAGAAAACUGAACUUCUAAUCGCAAGAAUGCUUCCUCCAGUUGUUGCCGAAACGCUGAUGUCUGGAAAAGCUGUUUGCCCAGAGGCAUUCGAUGAAGUGACAAUAUACUUCAGUGAUAUUGUUGGUUUUACGACGAUCUCUGCAUUGUCGACACCUUUUCAAGUUGUUGACCUGUUAAAUGAUCUUUAUACAAUGUUUGAUGCAACUAUUGAUUAUUAUGACGUAUAUAAGGUUGAAACUAUUGGUGAUGCAUAUAUGGUGGUUUCUGGCUUGCCUGUACGUAAUGGUCGAUUACAUGCAGGUGAAAUAGCAACUAUGGCGCUAGACUUAUUAAGCCAGUGUGGGACAUUUGUUAUUCGUCAUAUGCCUGAUGUACCGCUUAGAUUACGUAUUGGAUUACAUUCAGGUUCAUGCGUCGCUGGAGUAGUCGGCCUGACAAUGCCACGUUACUGUCUGUUCGGAGAUACAGUGAAUACUGCAUCAAGAAUGGAAUCAACUGGAUCUGCUUUCCGUAUCCAUGUCAGCCCAACAACAAAAUCUAUUCUGGAUAUUUUGGGUGGUUAUCAUUUACAGUUACGUGGUAAAGUUGAACUGAAAGGCAAAGGUUUAGUUGAUUCAUUUUGGUUAAUUGGGAAGGACAACUUCAAUAAACCGCUACCUGAUCCACCCCCACUGACAGAAGGUGAUAAUCAUGGACUGGCCUCAUUACUUAAACCAGAAAAACUAAAGGCCAUGGCAGAAAAAAAUCUGGCAGGUGACACUCACAACAUAGAAGCACAACAUGCUGGUACUGAUAUAAUCCAACCAGAAGAACAACCAAGUAAUGUAACCUCACCUAAGCGAAAAUCAAGUAACUUCUCAGUACAUUUUACUGGAGAACACUCUGACCAACAGGGAUUAACUUCACAGGAUAACACUCGUAACAAGCCUGAUGUUUCACGUCGUCGAUCAAAUAAAGGUCCAUUGCCUCCAGUUGAUUAAUAUGAAAUAUGCUGGUCUGAAGGAGCAACACCUUUACAUUGUCAACACAUUUAAUACUAUUUCAUCAUGUGACCUCAUCGCUUAACUCCAAAUUUUAUAUUCAAAAAAAACCAACAUUAUGCACAAAUUCGUAGAUUAACAUAAUGCAUUUCAGAGAUAUUUUCUAUAAGGUCUAAGGGGAUAAUUGGAAACAAUAUUCAGUGUUUGACAUUCAAUUGUUGCUUUGUAUAAUUUCUGUUUCACUAAUAAAUUAGUAGUUUUACCGUUUACUACUUAUAAAGCUAUUAAGUAAUAUCAUGAAAUUUUCGUUUUUUUUAAAAACAAAACUCAUUUUCAAAAGUUUUUGGGAAAUUUUCAUUGUAUGUUUUCGAAUUGACUAGCACAUAAUAUUCUUUCUUUUUGUUAAUAUGCAAAACAUUCCAUUUCUUAAACUGUUAGUUUCAAUUUCCAAACCAAUGAAAUGAAAACGCCAACUUUUUACGC
Molecule: messenger RNA, 2238 nt
Organism: Trichobilharzia szidati
Lineage: Eukaryota; Metazoa; Platyhelminthes; Trematoda; Strigeidida; Schistosomatidae
Source: the annotation of a GenBank genome assembly